AUGGAAGCAUAUCAGCCCCAAGCAAACAUUGAAAAUUCGUUAAAGCAAAAGCUGCAACUGUUCAUCUCCUGUAGAAAGCUCAAAGACCUCGAUAUUAUCUCUAAAUCAGACCCCUUCGUAGAGGUCUAUCUUAAGAACGAUGAGAGAUCAUCUUGGAUGCUCGUUGGGAAGACUGAGACUAUCCAAAAUAACCUCAAUCCAGAUUUCUCAACUCCAAUCAUUCUUGAUUACUUCUUUGAGAAGACCCAAGACAUUAGGUUUGAGGUUUAUGAUCAAGAUCCUACCAGAAAGGAAGAACAAGGAAUGAAUACCACUAAGGUAGCCAACCUUCUUGGUGCAAAGAACCAGACUUACUAUGCUCCACUUCUUCUGUCAAAUGGGUCAAAAUAAGAAUCGGGGAUCUAUAGUGGUGAAUACUGAUGCUGUAAAGGAUAGUAAUAAAUCAGUGGUGAUUAGCCUUGAAUGAUCCAAAUUAAAAUCAAAGAAAGAGUUCUUUGGUCUAGUUAGCACCAACCACCCAUUUCUAGAAAUCAAACGUUGAAGGACCCGAGAAGUUACUACUGAUGACAUCAAAAAUGCUAUCAAAGUGUACACAUCUCCAGUCUUGAAGCCCACUCUGAAUCCUGUCUUCAACUUGGGAGAGAUCUCGCUGGACAAACUGUGCAACAACGACAUUGACUUGCCGCUGCUGUUUCAGGUGUGGUCCUACCGGAAAUCAGGCAAACACCGCAUCUACGGAACUGUCCAGGGUUCGGUCAGGCAGAUGGUCGACCAAGUCGGAGUAGAGCACUCAAUCAUUAAGAAGCAAGGCAACCCUUAUGGUACAAUGACGUUCUCCAGGUUUGAUUACAUUGAAAAGCCAACAAUGGUUGAUUACCUGAGAAGUGGGUGGAAGAUCUCCUUAAGUGUGGCAAUUGAUUUUACAGCGUCUAAUGGAGAGCUCUCUGAAUCAUCUUCUCUUCAUUACAUUAAUCCAAAUAACCCAGCAAAAAUGACACCAUAUGAAGAAGCCAUCUAUAAUGUCGGAAACAUUUUAGAGCCAUAUGACUCUGAUCGUAUGUUUCCAGUCUUCGGUUUUGGAGCCAAGCCAAGAUUUUGCGGAAUACAACAAGUUUCUCAUUGUUUUCACCUUAACGGCCAAGAAAAUCCAGAAGUUGAAGGAGUCCAAGGUAUUCUCGAAGCAUACAGAAAUGCCAUGUAUGGUGGAAUUGGACUCUAUGGGCCUACCAAUUUCACUCCAUGCUUGCAAGCAAUGACCAACUUUAUUAAAGAGAGGCUUUCGAUGACUGAAUAUCAUAUAAUGCUUUACAUCACUGAUGGAGCAAUUACAGAUAUGAAGGAAACAAUUGCUGAAAUUGUAAAAGCAAGCCACUUGCCAAUGAGCAUUAUCAUUGUAGGAGUUGGGACAGCUAACUUCUCCAGAAUGGAAGACUUAGACUCUGAUGGACAGAUGCUUCGUGACGGUUAUGGAAAUUAUGCAUCAAGAGACAUAGUACAGUUUGUAGAAUUUAACAAUUAUUCCAGUGACAUUUCGUACUUACACGAAGAUGUGCUCCGUGAGGUUCCAGGCCAACUAGUCGGCUACAUGAUGAACAAUGGAAUUGCUCCAAACCCAUUAACACAUGAAGAGUAUUAAGAACUUUAUCUUUAAUU
This is a messenger RNA of Moneuplotes crassus, 1653 nucleotides long. NCBI's taxonomy places the organism in Eukaryota, Ciliophora, Spirotrichea, Euplotida, Euplotidae. The record is from the annotation of a GenBank genome assembly.